AGGAUCGGUACUAGCAGGUCUUCCUGUUGAAGGAGAAAAGAAACUGAAAGAAUAAGUUCAGAGCAGAGAUCGUUGGUGGGAGGUUUCUUUUACCAUGUCAUCAGACGAGGAUUUCUCCCUGGUGGGAAAGUCGGACCAAAAUGAAGACACCUUAGAGGGAGUCCAGGCUCUAAUUAAGGAAUACCAGAAAAAGUAUUCUGAGAUCCUGGAGGAGCAAAAGGACAUAAAGGACUCCACUGUAGAACAUCAGGAUAUGACCCAACAGUUCAAGAAACGCACACAAAAGCUGACAGAGGCCCUGAAAAAGGACGAGAUCUCCUUCAAAGAACAGAUCGCCAGUGACGAGGCCAAGCUGAAUGCGCUGAAGCAAGAGAAGAGUGAUCUCAUGGAGGAGUUACAGAGAAUCGAGGCUGAAAUCGAGGAAGAAGACUCCAGAAACGCCCAUCUGAGGGAGCGGGCGGAUGUGUUCUCCAAAAUGCCAGAGAAGAAGUUUGUCUUUUCUGGGAAGAUAGGAAAGGCCAACGACACGGAGGACUUUGAGAUGAAGCCUCACAUCACUUACCCGAUGGAAGAAGGAACGGCACUCAUCACGUUCGAGGAGGAGGACGUGGCGAUAAAAAUUCUGGAAAUGAGGAAACAUAAAGUGGAUCUGGGGGAAGAGUGCAGGAUCAUCGUGGAAGCCCAGCCGGUUCACCUGAUGAUGCCCAGUCUGGUCGAGAUCGACACUGAGAUUUGUCCUCAGCGGAUUUUAAUCUCCAACCUACCCAAGAUGGACACGGAGACUAUGCAGAACAAACUGGAGAUCCACUUCUCCAAAUCCAAAAAUGGAGGCGGCGAAGUGGACUGCUGCGAGUUCCUGCCAGACUCUGGGACGGUGGUCAUCACGUUCGUGGAGAAAAACAUUGCAGAACGUUUGACCGAAACAGAACACCAUGAAGUAAAGCUCACCCAAACAAAGCACAAAGUGAGAGUGACGCCUUUCAUAAAUGGAAAGAUAACAAAUUUGGAGACCAGGACCUCCAUGUGCCGUCGAACCGUUCUGCUGACAGGAAUACCAAACGUCAUGGACCAGGAGACUCUGCAGGACAUGCUGGAAAUCCACUUCCAGAAAAACGGCAACGGUGGAGGGGAGAUUGAAUCCUUCCUGUACAACCCACUGGGUCAGCACACCUUGGCCUUGUUCAGCAACGUCUCCUCAGAAGAUACAGAGGAGUAGAUGCAGCUGCUGCUCACCUGCUGCUCCAGAAAAUACCCGAUCCAUCUGCAUUAGGAAACAUCAGGAAUCUCUUUCUGAUGGAUCUUAGCAGAACUCCCCUCAGUUAUCUGUUGUUUUGCAAAUAAUGGGAAUGGUGAAGGGGCUUAACUUUAUGGAAAAAUUGAUUCCAAAACUUUUACACACACACAUAUAUAUAUAUAUAUUUGAACAUGACUAUAACAUAAAUGAUCAGAUAGGAAAUUACUGACACCUGUUAUUACUGGAAAGACGUUAAUACUUAAAGUGAACAUUUCGUGAAAUGUAACUGUUCUUCAGAUUAUAUAAUAAAGAAUAAUCAGGGAAAA
Molecule: messenger RNA, 1560 nt
Organism: Girardinichthys multiradiatus
Lineage: Eukaryota; Metazoa; Chordata; Actinopteri; Cyprinodontiformes; Goodeidae
Product: interferon-induced 35 kDa protein homolog
Exons: 10
Coding region: 95-1216 (373 amino acids)
Cellular component (GO): nucleus
Source: RefSeq, a predicted model, not a curated record